GCAGCAGUCUCGGUUCAGGCUUCCGGCUCUGCAAAAGCUCGAGGGGCUGUUUUCGCGGGGGAUGACCCAGUAGGAGCGUCCCGCGGAGAAUCGGCCCGCCGGCGCCAAGCCCGGGAGACUCCGAGGAGUCGCGUCCGUCGCCGCUGCCACCCUAGCCGCCGUCCCAGCCAUGGCUGCCCGCUUGUUCCGCAGCUCCCUGCGCUGGUCGGGCUGCCGGGGUACCCGGCUUUCGCGGCCGGCCGCGAGAUAUAUAUUUUUAAGAUAUUCUCAUUCUGGAGGGGAAGACCGUCUAGAAACUUCUUCUGCUAAAAAAUUAACAGACAUAGGAAUUAGAAGAAUCUUUUCUUCAGAACAUGACAUUUUCCGGGCAAGUGCAAGGAAGUUUUUUCAAGAGGAAGUGAUUCCUUACCAUGCAGAAUGGGAGAAAGCUGGAGAAGUGAGUAGGGAUCUUUGGGAAAAAGCUGGAAAGCAAGGACUGCUCGGUGUCAAUAUUGCAGAACGUCAUGGUGGUGUUGGUGGGGACUUGUAUUCGACAGCUAUUACUUGGGAAGAACAAGCAUAUUCGAAUUGUUCAGGCCCAGGUUUUAGUCUUCAUUCAGAUAUUGUCAUGCCCUAUAUUGUAAACUAUGGCUCAGAAGAACAGAUUAAGCGCUUCAUCCCCCAGAUGACCAGUGGGAAAUGUAUUGGUGCCCUAGCAAUGACAGAGCCUGGAGCUGGAAGUGAUGUGCAAGGAAUAAGAACAAAUGCUAAAAAGGACGGAAGUGACUGGAUUCUCAAUGGAAGCAAGGUAUUCAUCACCAAUGGGUGGCUAAGUGACGUUUUGAUUGUAGUGGCAGUCACAAAUCAUGAGGCUCACUCUCCUGCCCAUGGCAUUAGUCUUUUUCUGGUGGAAAGUGGAAUGAAAGGAUUUAUCAAGGGACAAAAGCUACAAAAAAUGGGACUGAAAACCCAGGAUACUGCAGAAUUAUUCUUUGAAGAUGUCCGGUUGCCAGCUAGUGCCCUACUUGGAGAAGAGAAUAAAGGCUUCUAUUACCUCAUGCAAGAGCUUCCACAGGAAAGGCUACUGAUUGCUGACCUGGCAAUUUCAGCCAGUGAAUUCAUGUUUGAAGAAACCAGGAAUUACGUUAAAGAAAGAAAAGCUUUUGGGAAAACAAUUGCACAUAUGCAGACAGUGCGGCAUAAGCUAGCAGAAUUAAAAACACAAAUUUGUGUAACCAGAGCUUUUGUGGACAGCUGUCUUCAGCUGCAUGAAAAGAAACGUCUGGACUCUGCUACUGCCUCCAUGGCUAAAUAUUGGGCAUCUGAAUUACAAAACCGUGUAGCUUAUGACUGUGUCCAGCUCCAUGGAGGUUGGGGCUACAUGUGGGAGUACCCAAUUGCAAAAGCUUAUGUGGAUGCCCGAGCUCAGCCAAUCUAUGGUGGUACCAACGAAAUAAUGAAGGAGCUGAUUGCAAGAGAUAUCUUCCAUGACAAGUAGACAUCUGCCCACAUCCUGGAAUCCUAUUACAACUAAUCUGGUUUUAAAUCUACUCAAGAUAAAAUGCGACCUGGCAAGGGAGGAAACGCUAAACAUGUUUUUAUAUACUUUCUCUAUAGAAAAAGAAAUCAAAUAUGAGAUUAAUACAGUGGUAGGAGAAACUUUGAAUUCAAAGAUUCUAAAAUUCUUUAGUACAAGGUUUGACUUUUAAUUUUUUACAUAGCUAAAAGGCAAAAAUUUUCUGAUUCUAGAAACUUCGGUGUUUGCUACUCCCUAAAAUUCUAAUAAAAGCAUCAUUGCUUUCAAAUUGAGGCAGCAAUAGUUUUGUUACUAUUAGUAUUUAUAGUAACAAUAAUAGUUACAGCACAUUGACUUUGAAAGGGAAAAAUAAAUAUACAAUGUAAAUGCUUUCUAUCACCCUGUCCUAAGCCUCUGUUUUUAAGCAGUGGAAUCAUUUCUUCAAACAAAAGUUUAUGCAGAGUCUCCGUGAAAUGCUGAUGAAUGAAGAGCUGCUCUAGGGGAAGCAGGAAGCUUCCUGCCUUACUGCCUUGGAACCACUAGGACUCAUACUGAGUCGACCCCACCCAACUGGAGAAUUUGGUCGCUUCUCUCAUCUACUAACACCUGGGCUUUCAGCAGAUUGCAUCCCAGUUUCAUUUGUAGGAGAACACAGAAUAAUUUAUCAUCCUUUAGUUUCAAUAUAUUGGUGUACUUUAUAGGUAUCAAAACAGUGACUUUUAUUUGGGAACAGUGUACUUUUAAAAACUAACAAAUGCUGUAUCUUCUAUAAGCCAAACUUAAAAAAACGAUGGCAGAUGAAACUGGCAAGAUCCCUGCUAAUAAGUGAAUAAACAAGUAAGUUGCAACAAAUAAAGUAAGAAGUAAAUAAAUAAAUAAGAAAAUUUCAAUCAUGAUAAGUGCAAUAAUAACAAAGUAAUCAUUUAAAAUAGUAAAGCGAGGGAGCACCUGACUGGUUGGCUCAGUCUAUAGAGCAUCCAACCGUUGAUUUUGGGGUUGUGAGUUCAAGCCUCACAUUGGGUGUGGAGAUUACUUAAAAAUAAAAUCUUUAAAAUAAAUAAGAUAGGAAAGUGUGGAAACAUUUGACACUUAAAAGGAAUUACUAUCAAAAAACAAGCCAUUAAUUUGUAAUCUGCUAGAAUCAUUUCAGUACUUUUUUUUCUGCAUAUACCUGUGAGACAGUGAAUAAAGACACUUUUAAUAGAAACGAAUAGAAGUAUUCUUGAUAAACUUCGAAAACUUAAACAUUUUAUUUGGUGCUGUUGAUAUUAAACAUUGUUUUUUAACGGAACCGUUACAACUGGGUAGAGCAGAGGGAAGAGAAAAUACUUUGAUACCCUUCUUUCCUAGAAUUCCUCACCUUUGAUUGGCUCUUGAGUAGAAAUUUGUAUGAUUGCCACGUGGAGUUCUUGUUCAUAUGCAUUAAAUACCGUGCAAAACGGGUUAAAAUAAAUUUUUAUUAGAUUACA
Molecule: messenger RNA, 2964 nt
Organism: Ailuropoda melanoleuca (giant panda)
Lineage: Eukaryota; Metazoa; Chordata; Mammalia; Carnivora; Ursidae
Gene: ACADL
Product: acyl-CoA dehydrogenase long chain
Exons: 11
Coding region: 170-1477 (435 amino acids)
Biological process (GO): fatty acid beta-oxidation using acyl-CoA dehydrogenase; long-chain fatty acid catabolic process; carnitine metabolic process, CoA-linked
Cellular component (GO): mitochondrion; cytoplasm
Molecular function (GO): flavin adenine dinucleotide binding; long-chain fatty acyl-CoA dehydrogenase activity
Source: RefSeq, a predicted model, not a curated record